Molecule: messenger RNA, 2431 nt
Organism: Telopea speciosissima
Lineage: Eukaryota; Viridiplantae; Streptophyta; Magnoliopsida; Proteales; Proteaceae
Exons: 12
Coding region: 105-1991 (628 amino acids)
Source: RefSeq, a predicted model, not a curated record
AUAAGGGGCAUCCAUGUCAAGCUUACUUGCUUAUGAUUUCUUGACAGCAGAUAAGCUAGUGGGAUAUGUUCAGGUACUUUAUGUAAUAGUACACCACAGACAACAUGUUUGACUCGACUGUUUUACAACUCCCCUUGAACUUGAGAGGGGAAACUCUGGUCAGAAGUACAGAGACUGGUGGAAGAAAUUAUAAUUCUGAAAAUCAGUUCGAUCUUGUGAAUGAAUUUAGGAGUUGUAACUCCAAAAUUGAGGUGAGCAACUCUUGUCAAGAAACAGGAAGCCCUAGUUCAUGCAAUAAAAGCAGCAGUACCUAUCCCUACAGAGUCCAACUUGAACAGGAUGUUAAGAUAUUGCAAGAACGCCUACGAGAAGAGAAGGAACUGCAUGCUGUCCUACAAAAUGCCGUUGAGCAUGCUUCUGUAGCAUCAUCUAAUCUUUCAUGCCUCCCACCUGAUGCUCAAGAACUCUUGUCUGACAUUGCCAUGUUGGACGUUACUGUUUCAAAACUAGAGCAACAGAUGGUUUCAUUGCAUUUUCAACUUAGUCAAGAAAGAAAUGAAUGGAGACUUGCAGAGUACCAUUUGAAACAUUCCCCUUCUCAGUCACUAUUUUUUUUCUCCCCUGAAAAUAUGAAAGAAUUUGUACGUAAUAUUUCUCUGAACUCGGCUUCAUUUACCUGUUUUAAGCAUCCGAUUUUUGAAGAUUCUGAACUGCAUGUGACUUGUGAAGAAAUCCCAUGCCUGGAGCAAAGGGCCCAACCGUUGGAAGCAACUUGCAGAUCAUCUAGCACGUCCUCAAUGACAGAGGAUGCAGCGACCUCUGGCAUGACUGUCCAAGACAAGAAAGUAUCCAGGCAAAUGCUUCAACAUGUGGUAGGGAAACUUAGUAAAGAGAUGCCAAGUAAGGGCCUAUGGAAUAACCCUAAUCAGCUAUCAGAGGAAAUGGUUCGUUGUAUGAGAAACAUAUUUAUAUCGCUGGCGGGUUCUUCCGUUGGAUCAUCCAAUUCAUCUACAUUUGAGAGCCAAAACUCCCCUUUAUCUCCCCAUGGACAUCUUUCCAAUCUAUUGUCAUUGUCAUUAUCUGAACGCUCCGUGGUUUCAUCACGAGUGCAGAGUCCACAAGUUGAUCUACAAUGUAAUGCUGGGGUGUUGGCUGCGGAGAAUGCCUAUGAUCCUUACAGAGUCCAUGGUAAAUUAUGCUGGGCAGACAUUGGAGCCUAUGGAUCAGCAGUUGAGGUUUCGUGGAUGUCAGUAGGGAAGAAACAACUGGAAUAUGCUGCUGGAGCACUACGUAGAUUCAGAUCUCUUGUUGAGCAAUUGGCCAAAGUGAAUGCCAUCCACUUGAGCAGUGAUGAAAAGCUGGCUUUCUGGAUCAACUUAUAUAAUGCACUGAUUAUGCAUGCUUAUUUGGCAUAUGGAGUCCCUAGAAGUGACUUGAAGCUGUUCUCUUUGAUGCAAAAGGCAGCAUACACUGUUGGGGGCCAUUCUUUCAAUGCUGCGGCUAUUGAGUAUGUAAUUUUGAAGAUGAAACCACCAGUCCAUAGGCCUCAAACUGCAUUACUACUUGCUCUUCACAAGCUCAAGGUAUCUGUAGAACAGCGGAAGUUCUCAAUUGAUACAUUUGAACCAUUUGUAGUAUUUGCUUUGAGCUGUGGGAUGUACUCAUCUCCUGCGGUAAAAAUCUACAGUGCCAACAAUGUGAGGGAAGAGCUUCAAGAAGCGCAGCGUGACUUCAUUCGAGCUUCUGUUGGGGUGAGUGGCAAGGGGAGGCUCCUUGUGCCAAAAAUGCUCCACUGCUUUGCCAGGGGUUUUGUUGAUGAUUCUAAUUUAGCUGUGUGGAUCUCUCGGUACCUUCCACCUCAUCAGGCAGCCUUUGUUGAGCAGUGGAUGUCUCAGAGGCGGCAGAGCUUCCUUGGCUCUCGUAACUGUGGCAUCCUCCCCUUUGAUUCCCGCUUCCGCUACCUCUUUCUGGCUGAGGAAAUCUCGCCAUGAAUGCCAUUCCUCAGGCCCCAAGUGUCCCAGAAAUGUAUUUAUUUGUUCUGGACAUGCUAACAUGCAGUUCUGUUGAUGCCCCAUCUCUGCUCAGUCCCAAGAUUCAGAGCAUACCUUCUUCUCUGGCUGUUUGGGGUUACUUCUAAUCUUCUUUCCAGCUGCGAGCUGGUCUCCUAUUCUAAAUGUGUGUCGUUGCUGGUGCUGGUUCGGUCUUCCACUUGAUGACCUCAAACCUCAGCUGCACUCGGCCUACUGUCAAUUUUGUUAAUGGGUUGGUGGAGCUCGAAUCAGGUAUUGUCAUAAAAUAAGAAAUAAAUUGUCAGAAAACUUGUACGAAAUGUUGAAAGUUUUGUAAUCCGUUUUUUUAUGGGAAUGCUGUACAGAUGGUUUAUUUAAUCUGUGUUUCUUAUGGACCUCAUGGUAAAUUUCUCUUAUAGAAA